CAGCGGAGGAGGCGAGGAGCGCCGGGUACCGGGCCGGGGGAGCCGCGGGCUCUCGGGGAAGAGACGGAUGAUGAACAAGCUUUACAUCGGGAACCUGAGCCCCGCCGUCACUGCCGACGACCUCCGGCAGCUCUUCGGGGACAGGAAGCUGCCCCUGGCGGGACAGGUCCUGCUCAAGUCCGGCUACGCCUUCGUGGACUACCCCGACCAGAACUGGGCCAUCCGCGCCAUCGAGACCCUCUCGGGUAAAGUGGAAUUGCAUGGGAAAAUCAUGGAAGUUGAUUACUCAGUCUCCAAAAAGCUCAGGAGCAGGAAAAUUCAGAUUCGAAACAUCCCUCCUCACCUGCAGUGGGAGGUGUUGGAUGGACUUUUGGCUCAGUAUGGGACAGUGGAGAAUGUCGAACAAGUCAACACAGACACAGAAACUGCCGUUGUCAACGUCACAUAUGCAACAAGAGAAGAAGCAAAAACAGCCAUCGAGAAGCUAAGCGGGCAUCAGUUUGAGAACUACUCCUUCAAGAUUUCCUACAUCCCGGAUGAAGAGGUGAGCUCCCCUUCGCCCCCUCAGCGAGCCCAGCGUGGGGACCACUCUUCCCGGGAGCAAGGCCAUGCCCCUGGGGGCUCUUCUCAGGCCAGACAGAUUGAUUUCCCGCUGCGGAUCCUGGUCCCCACCCAGUUUGUUGGUGCCAUCAUCGGAAAGGAGGGCUUGACCAUAAAGAACAUCACUAAGCAGACCCAGUCCCGGGUAGACAUCCAUAGAAAGGAGAACUCCGGGGCUGCAGAGAAGCCUGUCACCAUCCAUGCCACGCCAGAGGGAACCUCUGAAGCAUGCCGCAUGAUUCUCGAAAUCAUGCAGAAAGAGGCGGAUGAGACCAAACUAGCUGAAGAGAUUCCUCUGAAGAUCUUGGCCCACAAUGGCUUGGUUGGAAGACUGAUUGGAAAAGAAGGCAGAAAUUUGAAGAAAAUUGAACACGAGACAGGGACCAAGAUAACAAUCUCAUCCUUGCAGGAUUUGAGCAUAUACAACCCUGAAAGAACCAUCACUGUGAAGGGCACAGUUGAGGCCUGUGCCAAUGCUGAAAUAGAGAUUAUGAAGAAGCUGCGUGAGGCCUUUGAAAAUGAUAUGCUGGCUGUUAAUCAACAAGCCAAUCUGAUCCCGGGGUUGAACCUCAGCGCACUUGGCAUCUUUUCAACAGGACUGUCCAUGCUGCCUCCGCCAGCAGGGCCCCGAGGAGCUCCCCCCGGUCCCCCCUACCACCCUUUCACUACCCACUCCGGAUACUUCUCCAGCUUGUACCCCCCUCACCAGUUCGGCCCGUUCCCGCAUCAUCACUCAUAUCCAGAGCAGGAGAUUGUGAAUCUCUUCAUCCCAACCCAGGCUGUGGGUGCUAUCAUCGGGAAGAAAGGGGCGCACAUUAAACAGCUGGCCAGAUUCGCCGGGGCCUCCAUCAAGAUUGCCCCAGCAGAAGGCCCAGACGUCAGUGAAAGGAUGGUCAUCAUCACCGGCCCACCUGAAGCCCAGUUCAAGGCCCAGGGGCGGAUCUUUGGGAAACUGAAAGAAGAAAACUUCUUUAACCCCAAAGAGGAGGUGAAGCUGGAAGCCCACAUCCGAGUGCCCUCCUCUACAGCUGGCCGUGUGAUCGGCAAGGGUGGCAAAACCGUGAAUGAACUGCAGAACUUAACCAGUGCAGAAGUCAUUGUGCCUCGUGACCAAACGCCAGAUGAAAAUGAGGAAGUGAUUGUCCGAAUUAUCGGGCAUUUCUUUGCCAGCCAGACUGCACAGCGCAAGAUCAGGGAAAUUGUACAACAGGUGAAGCAGCAGGAGCAGAAAUAUCCUCAGGGAGUUGCCUCACAACGCAGCAAGUGAGGCUCCCACAGGCACCAGCAAACAACGGAUGAAUGUAGCCCUUCCAACACCUGACAGAAUGAGACCAAACACAGCCAGCCAGAUCGGGAGCAAACCAAAGACCAUCCUGAGGAAUGAGAAGUCUGCGGAGGCGCCAGGGGCUCUGCAGAGGCCCUGAGAAUCCGGGGGGCCAGGGAGGAGGCGGGAGGGCAGCCGUGCCGGGGCCCGGCCUCCCAGCUCCCCCAGGGCCUCUGCAGGCUUCCCAGCCAUCCACUUCACCAUCCACUCGGGUCUCUCCUAACCCCACCACGCUAUCCCUUCUAGUUGAACUAACAUAGGUGAAUGCGUUCAAAUCAAAGCAAAAUUCACACCCUUUUCUUUUUGCGGAAAAUUGUCUCUGUACAUGUAUGUACAUAUUAGAAGGGAAAGAUGUUAAGAUAUGUGGCCUGUGGGUUACACAGGGUGCCUGCGGCGUUAAUAUAUUUUAGAAAUAAUAUAUCAGAUAACUCAACUAACUCCAAUUUUUAAUCAGUUAUUCUUUUUUCUUUUUAAAGAGAAAGCAGGCUUUUCUAGACUUUAAAGAAUAAAGUCGUGCUUUGGGAGUUCUAACGGUUUAGUAAGGAGCUUCAAGGCCACCCACACAAAAUUCACCCAGAGGGAAAUCUCGUCGAAAGGACACUCACAGCAGUUCUGGAUCACCUGUGUAUGUCAACAGAAGGGAUACCGUCUCUCUGAAGAGGAAACUCUGUCUCUCUUCAUCCCUGUCUAGCUCACACACCCAUUUCUCUUUGCUUCACAGGUUUUAAACUGGUUUUUGCAUACUGCUAUAUAAUUCUCUGUCUCUCUCUGUUUAUCUCUCCCCUACCCCCUCUCUCCCUCCCCAUCCUCUCCAUCCCCAUUCUUGUUAAUUCCCUCAUCCCUCUGUCUCAAUUCUCAUAUCUACGCACCCCCCAGGCAAAGCAGUGCUCUGAGUAUCACAUCACACAAAGGAACAAAAGCGAAACACACAAACCAGCCUCAACUUACACUUGGUUACUCAAAAGAACAAGAGUCAAUGGUACUUGUCCUAGCAUUUUGGAAGAGGAAAAACAGUAACCCAUCAAACCAACCAACCAAACAAAGAAAAAUUCCACAAAGAAAGAAUGUAUUUUGUCUUUUUACAUUUUGGUGUAUAAGCCAUCAAUAUUCAGCAAAAUUAUUUCUUUCUUUUAAAAAAAAAUAUGGAGGAACAUAGCAAUUUACACGAGGUCGUUGGCCCAGGGCGUUAAAUUUACAGAUUUUUUUAACGAGAAAAACACACAAAAAAAAGCUACCUCAGGUGUUUUUUACCUCAGCACCUUGCUCUUGUGUUUCCCUUAGAGAUUUUGUAAAACUGAUAGUUGGAGCAUUUUUUUAUUUUUUUAAUAAAAAUGAGUUGGAAAAAAAUAAGAUAUCAGCUGCCAGCCUGGAGAAGGUAACAGUCCAAGUGUGCAACAGCCGUUCUGAAUUGUCUUCCGCUAGCCAAGAACCUAUAUGGCCUUCUUUUGGACAAACCUUGAAAAUGUUUAUUUAAAAAAAAAAGUGACAAAGAAAAACAGAGAGAGAAUAUUGGAGAUGUCCUGAAUUUCAAUAGGGUACGCGCCAUUAGGGCUUUUUGCGCUAAAGGAUGAACAUGUACUGGUUUAUGUGAACAAGCCAUUUUACCACCAGACUGCAAUGCCAGUUUCCUCUACUGCAAACAGUGUUCUGUGACAAAAACAAAAACAAACAAAAAGAAAUAUAUCCAGCUAACAAGAUCCUGGUGUCUUGGUCUCUUAUUUUACUAAGUAUCACCCAUCCCAAAGUGUCAGCUGAAUUCCACCUCUGAGGGGACUUCAGGGAAAUGGGUGGCAUAUACCGUCAGGUCUGGGAAGCUACACUGAGGAGGCUGGCUUCUCCAGGCAGGUCUUUGGGAGAGAAGCUAAACUAGGUCAGUGGUGCUCAGACUGUGCUCCUCAAACCAGCAGCACCAGUAUCACCUGGGAACGUGUUAGAUAUGCAGGUUCUCAGGGUCCACCUUGGGACAGAAAUUCUAAGGGUGGAGGGUGGGCCCCUGAGCAGUCUCCAUCAGUGAGCCCUCUGGGUGAUUCUGAUGUACACUGAGGUUUGAGAACCACAGAACUAGAGAGCUGGAUACUGCACAGUAACUAGGUAAGGCCAUCCCCUAUCUUAAGAAACUUUAAGUCUGGCCAGGGAAGGAGCUUGCUUUUAUGUGGGGGGAAGGAAGAGGAUAAUAUGCCUGACAAUUUAAGGGAAGAGGUACUUCCUUCACCCCUCCCCAGAAACCCAGUUGUAUGUCAGGAGAUGUGGUGAGAAGGCCUGGACAUCCCUUCUAUCCUGGUUAGUUUCCCUCCAAAUUUGCCUUAAGACAAUCUCGUUUUCUCCAACAUGGAGCUAUGGAAAGGAAGAGGUUGUUUGCAAAUUGGAAGACGAUUCCAGCAUAGAGAACUUAAAAACAUGAGAAAAAGGAUCGAUAGAAUAGAAAUUUGGAGGGGUUUCAACAAAAGAGAGGAAAUGAUUAGCCCUAGACAGAAGUCAUCUUGACAGGUAGCAAGGGUAGAAGAAAACACUGGACUUCUAAGGGAAGCAGGGGAAAAUUGAUAACCUGGCAUCAGCUAGGGUGUGAAUGACUCGGUGACUGAGCAGACAGAGAUAGGAUGAGGACUUACGGAGUAUGAAAGCAUUUGGCCUAGUCUUAUUCCUGUAUCCCUGGGGAAGGACAUGGGCAACAGGCAUCCCCAUGUGAACGACGAUGAGGGAAGCCCACAACUGUAGAAAUUCAGAGACCAGCCUAAAUUGUACACGCAUCCAAAUCUUUCACUGUCUUAAAGCCUAAUGGAAAUAUCUUUGACCUGCUACCGCUAAUGUCUAAUACCACUGCUAGCAAAUCUCCUGAUGUUUACUGUCAGCUGUUGCCACCUUUUAUUUCUUCUCUACAUUCCCCUUAAGGUGCUGGUGAAUUAAAAUGAGACUUACCCCAUAUGCAUGUUAAUUUUCUAUUCUAGCUCACAUCAGCCACAUAAGUCACUGUCUCUCUAGAAGCCAUGAGUGCUCUUAAUAGCUCUUGCUCUCACAGAAACAGCCAACAUGAGGAGAAACCUCAUGGAACAACUAUAUUCUAACUUGACCUCGAUUCUCCUGCGUUCUCUUGUAAAAGCAGGGAUCCAAGGUACUUGGUUUGUUCCCAUUUUAAGAGCUAACAUAAUCUCAGAUGUGGCUGACAAUAAACAGUGAAGAAUA
Lagenorhynchus albirostris (white-beaked dolphin) is the source of this 5104-nucleotide messenger RNA. RefSeq names its product insulin like growth factor 2 mRNA binding protein 2 (gene IGF2BP2). The transcript is spliced from 16 exons. Gene Ontology annotation, biological process: nervous system development; regulation of gene expression. The record is from RefSeq and is a predicted model, not a curated record. Bases 68 to 1867 code for a protein of 599 amino acids. Gene Ontology annotation, molecular function: mRNA 3'-UTR binding. Lineage: Eukaryota; Metazoa; Chordata; Mammalia; Artiodactyla; Delphinidae. Gene Ontology annotation, cellular component: cytosol; nucleus; cytoplasm.